Adineta ricciae is the source of this 744-nucleotide messenger RNA. The record is from the annotation of a GenBank genome assembly. NCBI's taxonomy places the organism in Eukaryota, Metazoa, Rotifera, Eurotatoria, Adinetida, Adinetidae.
AUGGCGACCAGUGGCUUGUUCACUUAUCAUGAUCUUUAUGCUGGUAGACCUGAAAGCUACCAUCAUCGGAAGACAUUUCGAUUAUUAUCAUCCGAUACGACGCAAAUUUCGCCAACAUUAACCACGGUUAUUGAUACAUUAUCGUCGACAAUCGUUCCAAUAGAAUCCAAUUCGUCAACAACAAUAGAAUACGAUAAUAAACUAAAACAAUUCGUUCAACAAAUUCCAUUUACUUAUUUUCACUGGUUUCUGAUCGGCUUAGCAGCUCUGUUAGCACUAUUACUGACUGUUGUUUUCACAUAUUAUUGUCGUAGUUAUUGCAGAAAACAUAAAAGAUCUUGCGAGGAAAAGAAACAACCAUUUCCAAGCUUUUAUCGAUUUCGAAAAAACAAUCAACCGGGAAAAGCAAACAACGUUUUCAACACAACGUCAUUGUAUCCAUUUCCAUCUCCUACACGUCCAUGUCCAGUUAAACCGAUAGAUCGUCGUAAUAGUCGACUUCUUCGGGAAGGUCUCGAUGCCGUUGGUUCUCCACAUGUUUCACGUACUGAUGUAAGUCAAACUGAACCAUCGAGUUCAUUUAGCAGUUCGGCGUCCGAUUUGCUGGCAGAAAUCAAAGGCCGAUUGAGUAUUCAUUCGUCUAAAGCGCCACAGGAGAAGAAAACAGUGUACGAAACACAGCGUGCAAACAUGGCCUUAACAGAUGAUGUUAAGGAUUCGUCGUUACUUGUUGAUAUUAACUAG